Chanos chanos (milkfish) is the source of this 2205-nucleotide messenger RNA. It is a transcript of the gene cpxm1b, whose product is annotated as carboxypeptidase X (M14 family), member 1b. The record is from RefSeq and is a predicted model, not a curated record. The transcript has 14 exons. Gene Ontology annotation, biological process: proteolysis. Lineage: Eukaryota; Metazoa; Chordata; Actinopteri; Gonorynchiformes; Chanidae. Bases 1 to 2205 code for a protein of 734 amino acids. Gene Ontology annotation, molecular function: metallocarboxypeptidase activity; zinc ion binding.
AUGGCCAGGCCCUCAAGACAUGGGCCAAACCAAGGUGGAGACAUCAUGAUUACCUGGUGCUUAGAGGAGGAGGCUGCCAAAGACUGGCACGAAUGCUCUAUGAAAGCUGAAUCAGCAGUCUCUACUACACCGCUACACUCUCCUCCCACUGCUGUAACCACAAAUGUACCGAAGACGACCACCACUGUUAGUUUUAAUACCGAGGACUUAAAUGAAAAAAUUGAUAAAAAUGUGGAAAAGAGAAUAUGGAACAAAAAGGGGGAAGCUGAACCGACGGUGUUGGAGUGUCCCCCUCUGGGUCUGGAGUCUCUGAGGGUCAAGGAUGCACAGUUGCAGGCUUCCUCUUUCAAGCGCAGGGGCCUGGGACCACACAGGGGCCGACUCAACAUCCAGUCUGGAAUAGAGGACGGAGAUAUCUACGAUGGUGCCUGGUGUGCCCGGUAUGAAGACAAAAAACAGUGGCUGCAGGUGGAUGCUAUGAGGCUCAUACGAUUUACAGGUGUCAUCCUGCAGGGACGCAGUUCCAUCUGGAGCUGGGACUGGGUCCACACCUAUAAGGUGCAGACCAGUAAUGACUCCAUUUCGUGGAAGCCCUGUAUGAACGGGACGAAAGAAGCAAUCUUUGAAGGAAACCGGGAUUCGGAGACUCCGGUCUUGGCGGUUUUUCCUGAGCCUGCGGUGGCGCGUUACAUCCGCAUUAACCCACAGACCUGGUAUAAGAACGGGACGAUAUGCCUGAGGGCAGAGGUGCUGGGUUGUACUCUUCCAGAUCCAAACAAAAUAUACCCAUGGCAGAUGGAGCAGGUCAUCCAGGACAAACUGGACUUCAGACACCACAACUACAAGGAGAUGAGGAAGCUCAUGAAAUCUGUGAAUGAGGCAUGCCCCAACAUCACCCGUAUCUACAGCAUUGGAAAGAGCUAUGCAGGUCUGAAGCUCUAUGUGAUGGAGAUUUCAGACAACCCAGGCAAGCACGAGCUUGGAGAGCCAGAGUUCCGCUAUGUAGCGGGCAUGCAUGGAAAUGAGGUGCUUGGAAGAGAGCUGUUACUCAACCUGAUGGAGUACAUGUGUCAGGAGUACAAAAAAGGAAACCAGCGUGUUGUCCAGCUUGUGAAAGACACACGUAUCCACUUACUGCCCUCCAUGAACCCAGAUGGCUAUGAGAUGGCUUAUAAGAAGGGAUCAGAGCUGUCUGGCUGGGCACUCGGUCGCUACAGCUGGGAGGGGAUUGAUAUGAAUCAUAACUUUGCCGACCUGAACACUGUGAUGUGGGAUGCAAUCGAACUGGAGACAGAUAAAUCAAAACUGAUUAACCACUACUUCCCCAUUCCAGAACAAUAUACUUCAAAGGAUGCUUUUGUGGCCCCUGAGACUAGAGCAGUCAUCAGCUGGAUGCAGAACAUCCCAUUUGUGCUGAGUGCCAAUUUGCAUGGGGGGGAGCUGGUAGUCACCUACCCCUUCGACAUGACACGGGACUGGGCCCCGCGCGAACACACCCCCACGCCUGACGACAGUUUCUUCCGAUGGCUCGCCACCGUCUAUGCAAGCACCAAUCAUGUCAUGUCCAACCCAGACCGCAGACCCUGCCACUAUGUGGACUUCCUGCGACACAAUAACAUCAUCAAUGGUGCCAGCUGGCACACGGUGCCUGGCAGCAUGAAUGAUUUCAGCUAUCUUCACACUAACUGUUUUGAGGUGACUGUUGAGCUGUCCUGUGAUAAAUUUCCCCAUGCCAGUGAGCUGCCAGCAGAGUGGGUGAACAAUAAAGACUCACUGUUAACCUACAUGGAACAGGUGCACAGGGGAAUCAAAGGAGUGGUGACAGACAAAGAAACAGAGGCUGGCAUUCCUGAUGCCAUUAUCAAAGUGGACAGCAUCGAUCACCACAUCAGAUCAGCCUCCGAUGGAGAUUAUUGGCGGCUGUUGAAUCCGGGUGAAUACGAGAUCACAGUGACCGCGGAGGGUUAUAUGCCGGUCACACGCAAGUGCCAGGUGUACUAUGAGCCCCAUCCCACCAUCUGUGACUUCCGUCUCACCAAGACACCCAAACAGAGACUUCGGGAGAUUCUGGCUAAAGGCGGCAAGAUCCCCAAGGACCUGCAGCUGAGGCUGCGACAACUGCGCACUCGCAAACUACGCGUUACCACCAAGGCCAUCAAUCAACGCAGAGCGUCUCAACAGAAGAUCAGGGCGUCACAAAGAUAG